AUGGCCGUGGCCUCCACUUGCGACGCCCUCAAGACGCCCUCCUACAUGGAGCUGAUAGUUUCCAUCGUCAUUCUUAUCGGUCUCUUGAUCUCGUACCUGCCACAGCACUAUCGCAUCAUCUCUCGAGGCACCUCCGAAGGCAUCUCCCCCUACUUUAUUCUUCUCGGCACAACCUCUGCCACCGCUGGCUUUGCCAACAUCCUGACUGUGGCACCCUCCCGCAGAGCCAUUGGCUGCUGCAAGGAGCUGGAAACAUUUGAGUGUGCCGCCGGACUGCUUGGUGUCGCCCAGCUCGGAACGCAAUGGCUAUGCUUCACUGCCAUCCUUGUGCUCUUCCUCAUCUUCUUCCGCUAUCGCGAGGCCAAUGUCCCUCAGGAGGAGCUUGGUGGAGAGAGCCCCAGAUGGCAAACGGCCGUCGCCGUUGGUGGCCUCUGCAUCCUUCACGGCCUGGUUGUCAUUGCCUUGACUGGUGUUUUCGCCAUCGCCAUGCCUGACCAGCUCAACCUGUGGGCUAAUUUCCUCGGCGUCAUGGCUGCCGUUCUGGCUGCCAUUCAGUAUAUUCCCCAGAUUUGGAUGACCUACCACCUUAAGCACGUCGGUAGCUUGAGCAUCCCCAUGAUGUGCAUCCAGACACCGGGUGGUCUCUUAUUUGCCGCCAGUCUCUUCAUGAGACUUGGCAUGGAGGGCUGGAGCACAUGGGCUAUUUACCUGUUGACGGCCGCCAUGCAGGGCAGCGUGCUGGCCAUGGGAAUCUACUACGAAGUUGCGAGACGCAGCGAAGAAUAUGCGCACAGCUACACCAGCAGUGCGCCACAAUCUCCCAUUGAGCAUCACGCUACGCCACAGCGCCCAUACGCUCCUCGCACCUACUCCGAGGGCUGGGAGCGUGGCCUGCCGGGCCCCUUUACGGGUCACCCCGAGCGAUACGCCGAAACCGAGGAGGAUCUGGACGAUAUCGAGGAACGAGAGGAGCGAGCUAUUGCCAGAGAGAACCAGCCACUUCUCCGACCUGGCGGCAUUGGCAACCCGCACAAGAACUAUCACUCGACCUCGCGCCACUGA
Molecule: messenger RNA, 1062 nt
Organism: Trichoderma harzianum CBS 226.95
Lineage: Eukaryota; Fungi; Ascomycota; Sordariomycetes; Hypocreales; Hypocreaceae
Exons: 3
Coding region: 1-1062 (353 amino acids)
Source: RefSeq, a predicted model, not a curated record